This is a messenger RNA of Frankliniella occidentalis (western flower thrips), 657 nucleotides long. RefSeq names its product guanine nucleotide exchange factor MSS4 homolog (gene strat). The transcript is spliced from 3 exons. Gene Ontology annotation, cellular component: cytosol; membrane. Bases 151 to 519 code for a protein of 122 amino acids. Gene Ontology annotation, biological process: small GTPase-mediated signal transduction; post-Golgi vesicle-mediated transport. Lineage: Eukaryota; Metazoa; Arthropoda; Insecta; Thysanoptera; Thripidae. Gene Ontology annotation, molecular function: zinc ion binding; guanyl-nucleotide exchange factor activity. The record is from RefSeq and is a predicted model, not a curated record.
GCAGACAGCUAAACACGAGUGUCAAUACGUUGCAUAGUGUGAACAAAAGUGUGCGGCAUUAUAUGCACCGCACUCCUCUAACAAGUUGCUUGUUGUUGCUGAAUCUUGUGUCAAAUUCUGUUGAAUGCCUCCAAAGUUGCAACAAUCAUCAUGACAGCACCCGCAGGCAUCAGCCCAGAAAUAGAAGCAGUAUUAGAAAAUGGUUUGAACAAAACUGCUCUGACCUGCCUGCAUUGUCCCUCCCGAAUACUUAAUCCAUCAGUUGGUACUUUUGUUCAACAAGAAUUUGCCCUGCCAGCCAUGACUAAACAGAAGAACCAAAUUAUAGAUGAGAAGCAUGAAUUAAGAGAGUUCUGGAAAGUUAAGGACAUGUUCCAGUUUGAAAAUGUAGGUUUUUCAAACACUGUUGAUGGAGUUAAGUAUCUCACAUGCGCUGAUUGCGAAAUGGGCCCCAUAGGUUGGCAUGAUCUUGUGACUAAAGAGAAUUUUAUAGCUGUUUCACGUGUGCGUAAUUCAUGAUUCACUCACACUCAAUGAUUAUUUGAAGACUUUCCAUACUUUGUCUUAUUAAGUCAUAAGAAAAAUCUUGUGUUCACAAAAUACAAAACUCAGAUUGAAACUCAAAAAACUACUUUAUUAAAUUUUUUAACAGAAAGA